Molecule: messenger RNA, 2347 nt
Organism: Pyricularia grisea
Lineage: Eukaryota; Fungi; Ascomycota; Sordariomycetes; Magnaporthales; Pyriculariaceae
Exons: 5
Coding region: 134-2347 (737 amino acids)
Biological process (GO): mitochondrial respiratory chain complex I assembly
Source: RefSeq, a predicted model, not a curated record
GCGAGCUCCGCCCAAUUCACGGUCCCCGAAGCCGCAACUUUACUGCCGACCUCUCGUAAAUCGCAACCUCACGACGCCGCAUCAAUUACGUUAGCCUCUCUCAACUACUGCAGGGAGCUUCACAACACUUGUCAUGGCGUCAGGAUACGGACUUACAGGGGGUCCCUCCCGCUGCUUUCCCUUCUGGCAGGAAUUGCUCGCCUGCUACGUCGUCAACACCUCCGGCGAGGAUGAUUCGGGCAAGAAGAAGUGUGCUCCGGCCCUUGAGGACUACUACGAGUGCCUGCACCACAAGAAAGAGCGUGCACGUGUCGAGGCCCUCCAGCUGGCAUACCGCAGGGCGGAACAUGCUAACCCUAGGGAAGAUCCUCCAACGGCAGGGCAGAUACGAAACUUGGGAUUAAUAGGAAAGGAGGAAGACACGAAGAAGUUCUUCUUUGACUACAGAGUCACCAAACUACCCCCAUCGACACCCGAAGCUCCAGAAACAAAAUACCUUUUCUUCAAAGUCUUCAUUAACGGUCGUCAUAUCGUGGCCUGGGGCAUUGAUCUCCGUAAAGUCACCAGCGGCUCGGCCUACCGAGCUUUGUACGGACCUGGCAGGCAUUACCAGCAUUACUCUGAAGACGGCAAGACUGUCAUGACGCAGCCAGGCAUCGAGGCGAGGUACUUCUGGUUCUUAUCUGAUGCCGGAACUUUCGGCCAGAAUAGCAGUGUCAAAUCGGUUGCCGAAGAUGGCGGACUCAUCGAGGUCCAGGUUUUCAGAGCCAAGGGAAGAACAAGUCGCACUCCCGUGCUGGACCCGUACCGCAGUCAGGACAGGUACGGCGUUGGCGUCUUGAGUGACGGCCUUGUGGACAGACCAGAGGAGGCAGCUUACUACGACUACCAUCUCUAUGACCCAAAAGAAGCCCCGUUUGCAACAUUUGAUUUCCACUACCGUUCGUGGCAGAACUUGAGACAACUUCAUAUCAUCCCACAAGAUGACCUUCAACCUUCUGCAUCACGCGCUGAUGAUACUUUCGGCCCAUCUGACGUUGGAUCUGCAAAGCCUGUGUGGGAAGAGUUGGAGGAGUUUGGGGGUGGUGUCCACAAGGAGCGCCAACAAAGGCAAACCCAGCAUUCCCGAAGCAGUUCCGCACCUAGGGCAUCAACCUAUAUGCUGCUCGAAGAGGAUAUCAGCAUUUUUGAUCAUCCACGUACUUGUGGUCCCGCUGCUCCGAUAAUGAGAAGAAGCAACAGUGUUGAUGUCAGAAAUUACCAACUGAGUAUCCCGCCACAGCUAGAGCCUCCCACCACAGCGUCUUUCAGUAACCGAAUUCCUCAACCUAGCAAGGCCCUGCGUGAUAGUACGGCUUGCGAGUUUCUCAUGCGCCGCCCAUUGCCGGAGCUUCCACUACCCGACCUAACAGACGACGUCGAUCCACGGACAUCCCGUGGUUCAAUAGCGACAUCAAGAAGGUCAUCUGUCUCCUCUAGAGCGCCCUCAAUCACUCCAUCACUGCUUCCAUAUAUUGAUGGGGAAUCAUUUGUCUCCGAGAGCUUCGAGCUUGGCGUGGCAAAAGGAAUAGAGCUCUCACAGAAGAAGGACAAGGAAGACAAGCUCUGGCAUCGAUGGUCGCGCAAGAAGACGGCUAUGGCAUUGCCUGCAGAGUGGUUAUCUUCUAGGUCUAAGACGUCACCGUCGACGGGACAAAUGGCGUUUGAUGAUUCAAAAACUCAAGAGACGGGAAAGCUGUCCAAAAUCUCCGAUGUUUCUGGCUCGGAUUAUGACACCAGUUCCACCGCAUCCUCUACCAGUUUCUAUCAAUCUGACUGCGAAAUGUCGCAUGAUUCGAGCGCAGCACCGCGAGAGCUAGAAGACGAUGUGCUCGGUGAAGAGGAGCAAUCGCAAAUGACACUGACACCAGUGCAAGAGGAACGUCGACGCAGGGAUAUAGACACCGCUGGUGCAGGAAAAGUUAGUCCCAAAGCGAAGCAACUACUCGGAGAUGAGCUGGAUUUCUCCUCAAACUUUGCAUUAUCUUCCAGCAAACGAAGGGCCAAUCCAUCCGUCCACUCGUUCGCCACCAUGAGCAUAUCUGAAUCGGAGUGGGCUAGCGGCUCACCGUUGGCCUCCAAGGGCACGAGAGGUCAGCGUCAACCCAGCACAAACUUCCUAACCAAGCUUUGGAGCCCGCGCGCCAAGAAUAGCUCCGCCAACAGCAAGUCACCACCUGUCGAAAGACCAAGUGGACGUGCGGACGGGUCGCUCAAGGAACUAAAAAAGAAAGCUUUCGGUGCAAGCGGCUCUAGUCUGGUAGUUGGGCUUGGUGGACAUAUGGAGCCUGUUAAUACUUGGAUUUGA